ACGCCAAUUACCGCGUGGCUGGCGUUUUUAAAACUCGACGGUCACUUCUAUUUUUGUAUGUACUCUCGCCGACGGGAGAGUCCGGCUCUAUUAGUGGAUCGAUUUAAUUGAUCGUAUGUAUGUGUAUCUGUGAUAGCAGUUCAUUGUCGCCGAGUGGAUAGUUUUAAACGAUACGAUUUCCCUCUCUCCGCGCACUUCUGCCGCUUUUGUUCUUUCCCCUCCGUGGGACUAACUGCGAUGACCACCAGGGCACAGCUAACGAUUGACAAUCAUUUCAUUUGUCGUGUAGUCUUACCGAAAGAAACAUGCCUCGCUUCUCAGCUGCUCUCGUCGCUCUGGCGAUUCUGUCGACCGGCAGUAUGUCGGCCGCUGAAAGAGUCAAGGUCGACGUGUACUACGAGCAGUUAUGUCCCUACAGCGUUAUGUUCGUUACUCAGCAAUUGGUUCCUGCUUACGAGUACUUGAAAGACUACGUGACGGUGAAUUUCGUGCCAUUCGGCAAGGCUUCGUACGUGAAGGGCUUCCCGGUGAGAUUCACGUGUCAACAUGGUCCAGCCGAGUGCCAGGGCAACAAGCGGCAGGCUUGCGCUCUCUUCGAGAUUCAACAAUCGGUCAGUCUUACGCACCGACAACGGGCAGCCGUGGAUAUCGUGGGAUGCGUUAUGGCGAACAGUCGUAAAUCCUCGGCCGCUUUGGACUGCGCUAAGAGGAUUGGUCUGACCGAGGCAUCGAUCGAUAACAUCGAACGCUGUAGCAACGGUAUUACGGGUGACGAACUUUUGAUCUCGUACGGAGAAGAGACGAAAGCUUUCGAGUCGCCUCUGCUGGGAGUCCCGUCCGUUGCUCUCAAUGGCGUCAAAAAUAAAAAAGCCACCGAGGACUUUAUCGGCGAAGUCUGCCACCUAAUCGCCGAUAAAAACAAACCGGCCGUCUGCAGGCAAUCUUUGAGCGAACAAACAAGCAGAUAAAGGAAACUGAUUUUCGCACGGACUGUCGUUCGCCAAUUUAUGGAUUUGCCGUUUGAUAUGUGUGCACCACUCGACGGGUAAUGAUGGUUGUGAUAUUGAACUUUGUAAAUCGAUUACUCAUAUGUGUUAAGAUCGCGAAGAUCUCAGUCGAUCGAUUCGAUAAGCAGAGGAAAUGAAAAAAGAUUAAAGGAAUAUUAUCAAUCAUGUGAA
This is a messenger RNA of Nasonia vitripennis (jewel wasp), 1178 nucleotides long. RefSeq names its product GILT-like protein 1. The coding region runs from base 306 to 968 and encodes 220 amino acids. NCBI's taxonomy places the organism in Eukaryota, Metazoa, Arthropoda, Insecta, Hymenoptera, Pteromalidae. The transcript has 5 exons. Gene Ontology annotation, molecular function: oxidoreductase activity, acting on a sulfur group of donors, disulfide as acceptor. The record is from RefSeq and is a predicted model, not a curated record.